AUGGAUGUUCACAAACUCAGAGAAUUGGUCUUUAUAUCGAAGACCUUUUCCGGGAAUGAUGCGAAGCUGAGAGAUUUGAGUCAUGAUGUCCCACCCAAUUAUCAGGUCUUUAUUGGGGAGUUUGAUUUCAUUUCAUCAUCUGGAGGAUCAGCCAUAAAUAUUGAUGAGGUUACUGGCACAAUAGGGAGGGAAUCAACUAUAGGAAUUGAGAAGGAUGAAGAGGAAGAAAGAGAUACUGAAUCUGAUUCAGUAUCAGGAGAAGUUUGUUCUGUUGGGAACAAAGUCUGCUUUUCUGGAGUGGCAGAAUCUGGUUGUUGGAUGACAGGGUGGGCACACAUUGGGGUCGGGCACUGCGACUUCUUCAGCAACCGGAUCUACAACUUUACUGGCAAAGGCGACCAAGACCUUUCCCUCGACCCGACCUACACCUCUCAAUUGAAGGCCCAGCGCAAGACGCACUCCAAUAACGUUACCACCGUCGCGAUGGACCCCGGAAGCCCCCUCUCCUUCAACAGCCACUACUACACAGCCUUGAACCCAAACUGGGGCCUCUUCCAAUCCGACACCAUGCUUCUGAGCGACAAGGAGUCGAGCAAGAUCAUCGACAAGUUGCUGGUCCAGGAUAGCUUCUUCACCGAGUUCAGGCAGUUGAUGAAGCAGAUGGGCGCGCUCCAGGUGCCUAUGGGGAGCGACGGCGAGAUCCGGAAGCAAUGUAAUGUGAUUAACUAG
Molecule: messenger RNA, 729 nt
Organism: Eucalyptus grandis
Lineage: Eukaryota; Viridiplantae; Streptophyta; Magnoliopsida; Myrtales; Myrtaceae
Product: peroxidase 3-like
Exons: 3
Coding region: 1-729 (242 amino acids)
Biological process (GO): response to oxidative stress
Cellular component (GO): plasmodesma; plant-type cell wall
Molecular function (GO): heme binding; peroxidase activity
Source: RefSeq, a predicted model, not a curated record